AUGAAGAAAUGCGUCAAAAAAUGGAUGAAUCUUCCGCAACGGGCUAGUGCAGAAGUUGUUUUUAUUCCCAGCCCACUAGGUGGAGCUGGUAUCUUGCCUUUUAGUGAUAUGCGCAACGUCUGCGCCGUCACUCACGGAUAUAGGCUACUCACUUGCCCCGAUGACUCCGUCCGCGAAACGGCAUGGGACACUCUAAAAACCGCGGUGCAGCUGAAAAUUCGCCAUGUGCCGACUAUGGAUGAUGUUGCGUCAUAUCUUAAUGGCGCCACUGAUGGGGAAAUGGCCAAAACUAACGGGGAUGUCCCAUCUCUAUGGUCACGUGUUCGCAUCUGUACUCGUGCUCUUCGCCGUACCGCCGACAUCCAGUGGUGGUGGUGCGCCACCCGUGGCGAAAUGCAACUCAUCGUUCCCCGCCCAGACAAGGAGCCGAAUCAAGCACGAGCCCACCCAGCGGCCCGUCGUCAAGUAUGCAGCCUCCUUAAAACGGCCCUUCGAGCUGCCUAUCUGCAGCGCCUACUCAAAAAACCUGAUCAGGGAAAAGUGUAUUCCGUGACCAGUCUCAGAAGUGAAUCCAAUCACAUGAUGAAAUCUGGCCUCUACACCCGCUUCGCUGAUUGGCGUUUCCUUCAUCGAGCUCGACUGGAUACCAUGCCCCUCAACGGAACGCGUCGGUUUGGCAACGGCAGCAAACGCUGCCGUCGCUGCAACAACAUACUGGAAUCCCUUCCACAUGUCUUAAGCCAUUGCAAAUAUGUCAGCCGACCACGAGCCCUUCGACACCAUGCCACUGUCCAUCGUCUUGCUAAAGGCACACCGGCCAUUGCCGGCACUACCAGUGAGGAUCGGAAAAUUCCUGGCACCAGCUGUCAGCUCCGUCCUGACCUUGUGGUGACUAACGCACUCACGCGUUCCAUUUCAAUCAUCGACGUCGCUGUUGUCUUCGAAAACAAAUACGAAGCCUUCCAACUGGCCAGAUCAGGCAAAAUUCAAAAGUAUUCCCUUCUGGCUGAUGAGCUUCGUUCCCAAGGCUGGGAUGUCUACCUCAACGCUUUCAUCGUUGGGGCCCUUGGUGGAUGGGACCCCGAUAAUGAAACAGUCAUCCGCCAGCUCCGGAUUAGUAAAAGCUACGCCAAGCUAAUGAAGAAGCUUAUCAUCAGCGACACUAUCCGGUGGUCGCGGGACAUCUAUGUUGAAUUCAUCAGUGGCAAGCGGCAAUACCAGGAAGUGGCUCCAACCAACCCAAUCCCGGCGCAUCCGCGCUGCGAUCCUGCUCAGAUUGAACAACCCGGCGAAGAAUAA
This is a messenger RNA of Daphnia pulicaria, 1299 nucleotides long. RefSeq lists its product as uncharacterized. The record is from RefSeq and is a predicted model, not a curated record. The transcript has a single exon. The coding region runs from base 1 to 1299 and encodes 432 amino acids. NCBI's taxonomy places the organism in Eukaryota, Metazoa, Arthropoda, Branchiopoda, Diplostraca, Daphniidae.